Messenger RNA from Melampsora larici-populina 98AG31, 1515 nucleotides. Its product is annotated as family 5 glycoside hydrolase. Bases 1 to 1515 code for a protein of 504 amino acids. The record is from RefSeq and is a predicted model, not a curated record. NCBI's taxonomy places the organism in Eukaryota, Fungi, Basidiomycota, Pucciniomycetes, Pucciniales, Melampsoraceae. Gene Ontology annotation, biological process: glucan catabolic process. Gene Ontology annotation, molecular function: beta-glucosidase activity. Gene Ontology annotation, cellular component: cell surface; extracellular region. The transcript has 12 exons.
AUGAGACUGUCAUGUUUUACCUUGUGUCUAGCCUUGACUAUCCUUACUCCACAUGUGAUCACACAAUUCGCGGGAACAGUUCAUAACGGUGUCGGGAUUGGAGGUUGGUUGUUGGCAGAGUCAUGGAUGUAUCCAAAUAGAUGGCAACAAAUGGGUGGAGAAAGAUGUGAUCAAGACGCAUCAAGUUGUGCUGCCACUGAAUGGAGUUUGGUUAGGAAGUUGGGUCAGACUCAAGCCAAUGAAGUUUUUUUGAACCACUGGAAAACUUGGUUUACCCAAGAACAUGUUGAUCGCAUCAAAGCCCAUAAUUUGGAUCACGUCAAAAUUCCUUUGGGAUUUUGGAUUAUCGAAGAACUCGUUCAACAGCCUGCUGAGAGGUAUCCACAGGGUGGUUGGAUGGAGCUCAAACGCGGUCUUCGCCAGCUCAAAGGAGCUGGUGUCAAUGUUCUGUUCAGUAUGCACGCUCUUCCGGGUGUAUCUACAGCCAAUCAAAACUUUGCCGGGAAUAAUACAGAUCAAGUUCACUUUUAUGAGGACGCCAAUUAUCGUAGGGCUCUUACAUGGGCUGCUGUCUUGACUGCCAUGUCUCAUCUUGAUCCCGACUUUCAAGGCGUCCUUGGUAUUCUGUGUAUUAACGAACCAGUACGGGAUACCACUAAGACUCCUGGCUUAGAACAAUACUACGCCGACUUUGUAACAAUAGUAAGAGUAGUAGAGUACGCACUUGCGGUUUCUUGUGAUGUGGACCUUCAACCCUCAAUCCAACGAAUGGCCACGUCAAAUAAUGUGAUACCAGCUUUACUAGCAGCAAUCCCAUUACUACCGAAGUAUGCGGCCAAAGCCGAUCCACCAGUUGAUGUCAAGCCCCUCGCAAAUUCUCUGAGCGUUCACUGCCAUGGUUCAAGCGAUAGUCCACCUCACUCAAAUAAAACAUCGAAUCUUACGCACCAAUCUAGUGAUACUCAGUCUAAAGCAUCUAUCCCUAUCAAUCAAAGUGAUAAAAACACUUCGAGCAUUGAUCGAUUCUGCAUUACCACAAUGGCAAUGCCUAAAACAACGCAAUGGCAAAAUGACGCUGCAAGCAUGGCUCCCCAUGCCCUUGGACCUCGAGCGUACGAUGAUCACCUAUACUUCGCUUAUGGUGGAGUUGCAAAGAAUGCGACAUAUGACUCCUACCUUGAUACCAUUUGUUCAUUUGAUCGCAUCGAGACUGCCAAAGCGAAUGGAGAAGCUGAAUAUGGGAUGGGAGAGUUCUCUUUAGCUACUAAUUUCGAUGUCACGCUUCCUGAAUUGAAGGGUUGGGGAGAUGCUCAAAAAUUUUACAACUUCAAGACUUUGUACAGGACGUUCUGGACGUUUCGAAUUGAGGACCCAACAACACCAGAUAGAGUCAGCCUUGCCAAUCAAUGGUCCUAUUUCAGAGCUAUUGAUCUUGGUUUACUUCCUGAUCAACCUUCUCAGCUGUUCAAUACCUCAAUCUGUCAAGGUCGAGAGAAGAAAGUAAACUCGGUUUGA